This is a messenger RNA of Bufo bufo (common toad), 912 nucleotides long. RefSeq names its product olfactory receptor 1019-like. Gene Ontology annotation, cellular component: membrane. The transcript has a single exon. The record is from RefSeq and is a predicted model, not a curated record. Gene Ontology annotation, biological process: G protein-coupled receptor signaling pathway. Gene Ontology annotation, molecular function: olfactory receptor activity; G protein-coupled receptor activity. NCBI's taxonomy places the organism in Eukaryota, Metazoa, Chordata, Amphibia, Anura, Bufonidae. Bases 154 to 912 code for a protein of 252 amino acids.
AAUGCGACAGAAUUCUCCAUCCUAGGCUUGUCAGAAAUACCAGAACUUCAGUUACCAAUUUUUGUAACAGUUCUACUUCUCUAUAUUCUCAUUAUUUUGGGGAAUUUUGCAAUUAUUGUGGUCAUAUGGGGAAAUCCUCACUUACACCGUCCUAUGUAUAUUUUAUUGCUGAACCUUUCUCUCAUUGAUAUUGCUUACACAUCAAAUAUUCUGCCCAAAUUGUUGAAUAUAUUUCUCACUAAAAGAAAAAUGAUCUCAUUUGUUGCCUGUAUGGUUCAAUUAUACUUCUUCAUUGCCUUGGCUAGCAUCGAGGUCACUUUACUUGCAGCCAUGGCAUAUGACCGCUACAUUGCAAUCUGCCAACCGCUUCGUUAUACAUCUCUGAUGAGUCUGAAACAUUGCACAGGACUUGCAAUAUCUGCAUGGAUCAUUGGUCUAAUGGAUCCAACAGCACAUUUGUCCCUUGUAUCUAAGCUAUCAUUCUGUGCAUCUCAUCAUAUUGACCAUUUUUUCUGUGACCUCGCACCUCUUCUUAAGAUUUCUUGCAGUGACACAUCUAAAGUAGAGAUGAUGAAUUACAUUGUUGGUAGCCUUUUGACUCUUUCUACAUUCUUUCUCACAUUGAUCUCUUAUGUAUCAAUCAUUUUUACCAUACUGAAGAUCAAAUCUGCAGAAGGACGAUAUAAAGCAUUUUCUACCUGUUCUUCUCACCUCACAUGUAUAAGUAUUUUCUAUGGAACAAUUAUUUGUUUGUAUAUGAGGCCAGCAUCAAGUUAUUAUCCAGAACAAGAUAAGUUUUUUGCCCUUUUAUAUAUUGUUUUGGUACCUUUAUUGAAUCCUAUAAUUUACAGCUUGAAAAAUAAUGAUUUCAAAGAUGGGCUUCAGAAAAUUAGACACAAGUUGACCUUAUAA